CAGGAAACGAGUGGCCACGGGAGCAGCGGGCAGGUCUGAAGCCAGCGACACCAGCAUGAGCCGAGUCCCAUGACUCCCACGCGUCUAGACGAUCUCAACAUGAUUUCCAACAAUGUUAUGUCCUUCGUCAAGAAGAUGGUGAAGAGCGGCUCGGACGAGGACGGCAUGCGGCUGGGCAGCAAGUUUCGCGCCACCGUGGCCGGCCUAAGUCCGCGGGCGUCACGCGCCGACCUCGGCCACUUGACGCCCGAAGAGCGUUCCAUCCUCGCCAGGGUCUGGCAGAAAGAAGACGAGUUCGAGACGCUUGUCAAGAAAUCCCAGACGCCCCCGCUCACGCCGCCCACCUCGCAACCGACGUCGACGGCCACGUCGACGCCGGACAAGACCUGCGACAAGGUGUUUCCAGGGGUCGCGUCGGUCAAGAUCGGCGCCGGGGUGCCCAGCGCCGCGGCCGGGGCCAACAACCCCGCCGCGCCCGCUGCGGCGACCCCUCCUCCACCGCCUCCGUCGAAGCCGUGCCGCAUCUGCCGCAAGGGCAUCCAGGCGGGCGAGCCGUGCCACACGUGCGACGACUGCAAGCAGCUGGUGUGCGACGACUGCGCGUCGUACUCGCGGGACCCCCAGCACGCAGUGUGGCGGUGCUCGUGCUGCCGCCGACGCAUGAGCCACGACAGGCUCGGGCCUCCGCCCGGGUCCGGAAUGCACAGGGUGCCCUCGGUUCGUCGAAUGACGGAGCGAAUCGUACAGGACAGUGGAGGCCUGGGUUGCAGCACGGGCCCCAGGGGCAGCUUCAUGCUCAGCGAGCCCCUCAAGGAGGCGCUACGUCUCGAAAUGCAGAUGCAGGUCGACGGCGGCUGCCUAGCCCCGCCGAGCGCCCGCACCAUCGUUAAGCGUGGCUCGUACGCGGGCCAGACCGAGUGGCAGCGCAACGGCCUGCGCUCCUCGUCUCCCGAGCGACGUCACAGCUACCAGAAGCCCGCGGCUGGUCCCGACCGGGACGCCUCGUCGGACUCUUCGCUCGAGGACGACUACCUGCCCCGGGCGGGCCGCCUGCGCCGCAAGUCGCGCCUGCAGAGACACAAGAGCCGCACAGCGGCAGACGAGGAAGACUCCGAGGGCAAUGAGUGGCGCAGCAACACCUCCUCCUCCUCGGCGCUGGACAGCCUGGAGGCGGACGGCGGCCCGCCUCCCCCGACGCACCCGGCCUCUUCGCACCGGGGCAGCACGGUGAGCGGCGGCCGGCUGGGCGUGCUGACGCGCUACAGCUCGGAGAGCUCGGACGUGAGCGACCUGAGCGGAGGAGGACGCGGGGCCCCGGAGAGCUCGCCGGACGAGCGCCGCAGCAUCCCGAGCGUGACGGUGGACGCCAUCGGGCUGCCGCCCCCGUCGGUGGGCCUCUACGAGGAAGUGCGUCGGUGCUCCACGGGCAGCGCCCUGCCGCGCAUGCCCAUCCCGGAGAACCAGCUGUGCCUGUUUCCCGGCGCCCCCCACGGCACCGGCAGCACUCACUCGCUGGACCUGCCCCGCGAGGAGCUGGGCAAACCCGAGCGGAGGGCAUCGGCUCCCGAGGGGGACAACAUCAAGAUCGUCAUCGACGAUGUCGACUCUCAGGGACCGCCGCCCACGCCGCUGCGCAAGAGGGUCCUCCUGCAGCGGGACCCCGCCGACACGGGAGCGAGGACCCGAGGGUUCGGCAUGCGGGUCAUGGGCGGCAAGAAGGCCCCGGACGGCCACCUGUACGCCGCGGUGGCCUGGGUGCUGGCCGGAUCGUCGGCCGACCUGGCCGGCCUCAAGCAGGGCGACGUCAUCCUCGAGUGGAACGGCACCUCGCUCGUCGACCGCUCGUACGAGGAAGUGUGCGCCAUCCUCGACAAGUCGCCCCACAGCGUCGAGCUGGUCGUCGAGACCGGCAGGAAGAUGAGCAACCGCGAGCUUCGCGCGUCCACGGGCAACAUCCCGUCGCGCAAGUCGUCCACCUGUUCCAUGGGCGGCGGCGAAGGGGCGGCCACUCGCCGCAAGCUGCCGAAGACGCCCGACGAGAUCUGCAACAAGGCCCACGUACAGGGGGAGCUCGGCGUCCGCCUGUGGUACGACGGCACUGACUUGGAGGUUACCGUGCUGGGCGCACGCGGUCUACCUCCACGGCGUUCGUACGUCAAGCUGCGACUGCACGAGCCCGGCUCGGGUCUGAGGGGUCCCGCCAUGAAGACGCCCAUAUCGGAGCCGGUGACCAGUCCGGAGUGGAACAAGACGUUCGUGUUCAGCACGCUCGAGUCGCUGGAGGGCCUGUUCCUGGACCUGACGGUGUGGGACCACCGGCCCGUUGGCACGAACGCCUUUCUGGGGGAGGUGCAGCUACCCCUCGACCGGUCGCCCCUCAGGGACGCCCCCGAAUGGCUGCCGCUGUCCAGGGGCGCCGGCGGAGCGGGACGCAGCCAGUCUCAGGAACUGCCACCCGACGACCUCAUCCGGAGCUCGUCCAUGGACUCGAUGCUGCUGCAUCCUGACGACGCUUGGCAGGGCAACCCGGUUGAACGGAAGUCGUCGGCACCAUCCGUAUACUCUGUCUCACCGGUAGCAGGCGCAAAGAACCGCCAAUUGCUGGCCCAGGACAGCCUGCCAGAGUUGUACGCAUCUUCGCCAACACAAGCUCCGGAACGAGCCAAAAGCGCCAGUUUCAAGGUUCGCCGCAACGUCAAUCUUCCGGACACCGCAGCCAUGGACGAGAGGCGGUCGCUUCCGAGGCGAAAGCUUUCACGGACGGUGAGCCUCAAGUCGGACGAGAGGGUCAACCACGUUCCACACAGCAAAGGCGGAAACGACGGUGGUGACAGCAGCUCCGGCUCGGACCGCUGUCUGCAGGAGGUGGGGCCCGGCCAGAAGAACUCCCGGCGAGACCUGGCUCGCCUCGGAGAGCUCAAGCUGGGCUUCAUCAUGACCAAGGGUCAGCUCGAAGUUGAGGUCGUCUGCGCCCGGGGACUGCCCCUUGGCUCGGGAGGAACGCCACCCGACACGUACGUGAAGACGUACCUGAAGGAGGGCGACCGCCAGAUGCAGAAGCGCAAGACGCGCGUCGUCCGCCACUCGUGCGAGCCGCAGUACCGCCAGACGCUCAAGUACACGGCCGCCGACGUGCUGGGCCGCUCGCUGCUCGUCACCGUGUGGGAACGCGCCCGCGGCUUCGACCACAACCAGCCGCUGGGCGCGGCCCUGGUGCAGCUGGACCGGCUCGAGCUCAGCCGGCUGACGCUCGCCUGGUACGCGCUGCAGACGCCCGCCGGGCCGGCGUCGGCAUCGGGACCGCGCGGCAACGGCGAGGAGGAGGACGACGACGACGACGACUCGCCGUGAAA
Dermacentor albipictus is the source of this 3353-nucleotide messenger RNA. RefSeq names its product regulating synaptic membrane exocytosis protein fife (gene Fife). The record is from RefSeq and is a predicted model, not a curated record. Gene Ontology annotation, cellular component: cytoskeleton of presynaptic active zone; presynaptic membrane. Lineage: Eukaryota; Metazoa; Arthropoda; Arachnida; Ixodida; Ixodidae. Gene Ontology annotation, biological process: calcium ion-regulated exocytosis of neurotransmitter; regulation of synaptic plasticity; regulation of membrane potential. Gene Ontology annotation, molecular function: transmembrane transporter binding; small GTPase binding.